Molecule: messenger RNA, 3704 nt
Organism: Petromyzon marinus (sea lamprey)
Lineage: Eukaryota; Metazoa; Chordata; Hyperoartia; Petromyzontiformes; Petromyzontidae
Product: early estrogen-induced gene 1 protein-like
Source: RefSeq, a predicted model, not a curated record
GGCUACGGGGGUUGGGGGAAGGACGAGGUCACGUGACGCGGCCCGCGCGUGCUUGUGUGCUCGAGACGCUGACGGAGGCGUCCGCGGUGAUGUGGACCGGUUCGUGUGCCCACAGUUGAGGAGCUUUUGCGUUUUUGAGAUUAGCGUUUGGCAAGGCUCAAGCUCACGCAGGAAUUGAAACGCGCUCACGUGCGCUCCUUGCCCGUCCUCCGCGGGUAACCAAGCACGAGUUGGUGGUGGCGGUGGCGACGGUGCUCGCCCGUGACUGCAGCUGAAUGGCGUUCAUGAUGAAGAAGAAGAGAUAUCGCUUCCAGGUGGUUCUCGAGCUCGACGAGCUCUCGCACAUUCCCUUCCUCAACGCCGUGCUCUUCUGCAAGCUGAGGCUGCUCGACGGCGGAAACUUCACGGACUACUCUUCCAGGGAGGAGGUUCGUGAGAACUGUGUCCGGUGGAAGAAGAAGUUUGAGUUUGUGUGCAAGAUGACGGCCAGCCCUACCAGUGGAGUUCUGGACCACUGUGUGUGUCGCGUGUCCAUCCGCAAGGAACUUAAAGGAGGGAAGGCAUACAGCAAGUUGGGUUUUGCCGACCUGAAUAUGGCAGAGUUUGCCGGCUCGCGCUGCACAACUCGCCGUUGCCUUCUCGAGGGAUACGACACCAAGAACGCACGGCAGGACAACUCCAUUCUCAAGGUCAUUAUUGGGAUGACUCUACUGUCUGGAGACCCUUGCUUCAAAACGCCUCCUGCACCCAUGCCGCUGUCAGUGUCCGGAGAGGAUUCCGGCACGCUGCAGCUCGAGAGCAAGGGCCCCGGCGAUGAUGGCAGCAGCACCCCGGGCUCCUUGGCGCAACGGCAGAGCAAGAGUCGGCCCAGUGUGUUGCCUACAGCAGGAAAGUGGUUGAAGAAUAAAGAUCUUGCCAAAAUGAAUAUGUUGUGUGCAGAUGAACCCUUUCAAGCGGGACAUGUCCGCAGCUCCAGCUCUGCCAGCCAGCAUUCCCGAAUCUCAGCAGGGUACAGCACGGAGCACUCGCGCGCCUCCAGCCUAGGCGACCUCACACACCGGCGCAACACAUCCGGGGACAGCAGCGCGUCCACGGGCAUCGGCAGCAUGCCAGACAGCAUCAACCAGGAGCGAGUGAAGCCACCACGGCCCCCGCAGCCCGCCGACAGGUACAGACGCAAGGACUCUGUGGAGAACGAGCUGAAGCGGUUUGACGCUACGAGGGUGGACGCGGAUGAUAUCGUGGAGCAGAUUCUGCAGACGCAGGACUUCACGGCUGACCCCAACACAGAAGAUGAGGGCCUCAGGCUCUUUGUGAAGAGGGAUGGAACCACGGGGCUGAAAUAAUAAAAAAGGAUCCAGCCAAGAAGAAAAAAUGUGCAGCAAAAUGUCCACGUUGGUCACGCUCUGGAGUGUACAUAACACGCCUGGGGCCAGUGACGUUAGUCUGGGAGAGACGAUGACUUUGGAGCAUCGUGGCGUGGCGUGGCGGUUGCUGCGUGUUAAGCAUCAUCCUGCUCAGACGACUACGUAGGCCCUGGCAUAAUGGGGGCAUUGAUACAAAUGUUGAGCCACCACAUCAAAUGAACAAAAAUAGCACGGGAUAACUUGAAUGCCACUUUAUUGUACAAACUGAGCCUGCUGGAGUUUUUAUUUUUUUCAAUUUUUAUUUUAGCCUUCCUGCUGCAGAUGACAUCCAUAAAGUUGAUUGCAUUACUGAGCUCUUCAUGCAGCACAAAUUACAACUGUAUUGGGCGUCGCGUGUGCUGUUGGCACAGAAAAGGCUAGAGUUGGCUCACUUUUGUUACUCACAAAGGAGCUAAAGUGACUCCUUGAAUCCCUAAUCGAAUGCUGCAUGUUUUUUUUAAAUUAAAACAAUGUGGCAUGAUGUUUACCGUUCGCCGCACCAUUGCUUAGUUGUAAGCUGGACACGUCGACAUGAGUAUUUACAAUGUGUGUGCAUUUUAGUUUUUUCAAGUGGUGCUGUGUUGUCACGUGCUGCAGAAAACGUCAACAAAUUCGAUGUGUCAGUUUAUCCUGAUUGUGCUUUUAGAGUCAUCGGCAAAGCGCGCGCAUCGGUGACCGUGACGACAUGGCUUUGUUUAGCGAGUCAAGUAAUUUUGCAGGUGUGGCUUUUAUAUGACUUACAAAUAUGAUUUCUGAAUGAUGGACACAGGAAAAAUCUGAUUUGUUAAACCUUGACGGUAAUUCCACCUCGUGUUGCAGUAUUAUGAAUAUAAACCAAUUGACUAGUUGUUAUGAUGUGCAAAUGCUUUUACAAUUAAAACGUGUUGGGAUUCCUCCCUAUAAAACUGCAUCAACAACAGAUUUGUGUAUGUCCUGAUAAUGGAAUCAAUGUAUUUUUGCCUAAUCACUUGUAUUUUCCUUUUAUUACUACGAUAUUUUUUCAACAAUCGUGAUCGUCUUGACAUUCUUAAGCUGAUAGCUGAAAAUGUUAAGUAUUUUUUUAAGUAGCUUGUGAACAUCGUAAAACGCAUUGUAUAGCUAUGGGUACACUGCACAUUUUUUGGGCACAAUUCAUGGCUUGUGAUCCGGUCAAGGGGGCGAGCAAUAUUUGAAAAUGUCUUUGAAAUGAGAAUAUUCAAAUUAUAACCACGCCAUUGUUCUUUAUCUCACUUAGUAUAAUGAUUAAACUUGGUACAUUUGUCUUACUGGCUGAGGCACUGACAUGAAUAGCAGUAGAAAUAGCCCGAGAAGUUCAGUUUUAGCUGAUUGAAUCCAAUUGCAGUGUUGACCGGAUUUCGAGCUGUUUGCGUGUGCCAACUUAGCAUCAUGUGUCUUGGGAUUCAUGAUUAAUUUUAUAUUGCUGCCAUGUGACCAGCGGGCUGGUUGCCUCUUUCUGGAAAAUGUAGUUGUUUUUUUUGUUUACUUGAUGUACGUACGUACCUUAGCUAGUAGUGAAAUAUUUUUUUGCAGUCUUAUAAAAUUCAGGGUUUAAUAAAAAACAAAACUCGAGCAUAGUUUUUUCCCCCCUCCAAAUCUCGGUGAAAAUCCUGACAAAUCUGGCACCUCCCCAGCCUGUGGAAGACGUGGGAUGUUGUGCCAUUUUUUUGGGUGAUUUGGGGUAAUUUUUGGGGAUUUUUUUUUAUACAACUUUGGACUUUGCUGAACCAAAAUUAUUUGGGACACAUGAACAGCUGACACUUGAGUGCAUGGUAUACAUUAAGUACACUCAUGAUGCAAACUAAAAAAAUGAGCCAUGUCCCUGUUGGGCAAGUGUUUUACAAUUUAAAUACUGGAAGACCACUAUUGUUUUGUCUGAAUCGUAGCCUAUUAUAGAAAUUGCUGCUCGUUGAGUUUUUUUGUGCAUUACAUGUAAUAAAACUUGCACACUAAAACAAUACAUAAGUACACAUUUCCAACUUUGCUAUUUUUAUCCGCAGACAUAAAAUGCACUCCAAACGCUCUUUUCCCCAUUGUAAAAGGACUGUAUCCUGUCAAUGCUCGCGUAAAGUGUUUUGAAAUGUUCAUGUUAAUGCGUGUUGCACCUUUCAUCGUGCCAUAGUGAAGCAUUGCCAGUGUCGGUUCUUUAUGAGUGUUAUUUUUGCGAACAAGAAAAAUGGAACUUAUUCCCUUGUGUUUAGAAGAGCAUUCUUGCAUGGUCCAAAAUGCAUCGGCAUGUUAGUGUACGUUUCCAAAGGUCAACGUGUUUCCCUUUUUUUUGUAUAAAACAUUUAGAAUUUU